AUGUCGAGAGUUCCAGACUGGGUUCUCGAUUUUAAGCUUGAGACUCACUUCCUGCCUGAUCCCAGAAACGAGACAGUGCAUACCUACUACGAGCAGGAAUCUCAUUCUCGGCGGCCAAUCAAAACAACAGAACAUUGGCAGCGAGAGAAGAAGAUUGGCGGUGGUGGAUUCGGAGAGGUAUGGCUGGAAAGAUGCACAAAAGGGAAGAAUCAUGGCCAUCAACUCCGCGCAACAAAGCAGAUGGAGGUGCGCCGACAGGUAGACUAUGCCCGUGAACUAGAGGCUAUUGCAAAGUUCUCGCAUUCAAGGUACGAGCGAUGUUUUGUAAAGUCUUUUGGGUGGUACCAGACCCAAACCAGUUUGUUUGUUGCGAUGGAGUAUCUUGAGCUAGGGGAUUUGCAAGAUUAUUUGCACAGCGCGAAGCAGCCACUACCAGAAUUUGAGGCACAGUGCAUAAUGUCCCAAAUCCUAGAGGGCCUUGAUUUGAUGCACGACAAUGGCUUUGCACAUCGUGACUUGAAACCUAGAAAUAUCCUUUUGAGAUCUUGUCCGCCGGAUGAUUGGUGGGUUAAAAUCGCGGACUUUGGGAUCAGCAAACGUAUCGAAGAUGACCUUGAAAAAUCAACAACUAUGAAAGGGACCCAAGGAUAUAUCGCUCCUGAAGUCUAUAGAUUCACUCAAAGCGGUACUUCUUAUGCCGUUGACAUCUGGGCAGCCGGGGAGGUUAUGUUCCAAAUUUUGACCAAGCAACCCACAUUCAAACAUCUUGGAUUCCUCUUCAACUAUGUCCAAACGCCCGACAUCUUUCCUUCCAACCAACUUUUGGCCUACCAUGUCAGUCAGGCUGGAAUUGAAUUCAUCUUAUGCCUUAUGGAUCCUACCCCGGCAGGCAGAAUGUCAGCCAGAGAUGCUUUACAGCACAGGUGGAUAAAUCAGUCAUUGCCCUAUGAUCCCAACUCAGGUACACUUGUGUAUCAAGAGGCACUUGCAUAUGAAGGGAUACAUACUACACCAGCAUUUGACUCAAUGACAGAGGAAUUCGCGUCAUGGAACACCAAGUUUUCGGAGAAAUCGGAAACUUCUGUCUCGAAGAGAACAGAGGGAUUGGGGACAUUGUCUCUCCAGAACCCCAGCAACGAAAAUGCAAAUUUUCAGCCAGUGCAUCACAAAAGCGCCACAGAUAUCAGAAUGAUGCUUCCUGGUGUGCUCAAGGGUCACUCUGAUUGGGUGACUUCAGUGGCAUUCUCUCCCGAUGGUGAAUUGGUAGUAUCUGGGUCUCAUGACCGGACUAUCAAAAUCUGGAAUACUAUGACGGGUGCUUUACACAAAACACUCGAGGGCCAUUCUACAGGCAUUGAAUUUGUGGCAUUCUCACCUGAUAGCAAAUUAGUAGCAUCUGGAUCUUCUGACCAGACUGUCAAACUCUGGUCUUCUAUCACGGGAUCUAUACACAAAACGCUUGAAGGCCAUUCUAGCUGGGUGACUUCUCUGGCAUUCCCACCUGGUGGUAAACUAGUGGCAUCUGGAUCUAAUGACGGGACUAUCAAAAUCUGGAAUACUCUGACGGGUGCUUUACACAAAACGCUCGAGUGUGAUUCUAGGCCCGUUAACUUUGUGGUAUUCUCACCUGAUGGCAAAUUGGUGGCAUCUGGAUCCGAUGAUCUGGCAAUCAGACGCUGGUCUUCUAUCAUGGUCUCUAUUCCCGGAACGCCUGAAGGCGAUUCUAGCUUUGUGGCUUCUCUGGCAUUCUCACCCGAUGGUAAACUGAUAGCAUCUGGAUCUGGUGGCUACAAAGUCAAUUACUGGAAUACUAUCAAAGGCGCUAAACAUAAUGCGGUUGUGAUACCUUAUCGUGACAUCCGCUCUGAUGCCUUCUCGUCCAAUGGGAAAUUAAUGGCAUCUGGAUCUCACAAUAAUAUCCAACUCUGGGAUACCACCACCGGCACUUUACACAAAAGCUUUCAGGGCGAGAUUUCCAACGUCUAUUGUCUGGCAUUCUCACCCGAUGGUAAAUUGCUCGCAUCUGGAUCUAAAGAUAACAUUGUUAGAGUCUGGGAUACUACCACUGGGGCUAUACGAACAGCAUUCAAGGGCCAUUCUAGCUGGGUCAUCUCUGUGGUAUUCUCACCCGAUAGUAAUUUUGUGGCAUCUGGAUCUGCCGAUGGAACAGUGAGGCUGUGGGAUGUUGUCAUUUAA
Molecule: messenger RNA, 2196 nt
Organism: Penicillium coprophilum
Lineage: Eukaryota; Fungi; Ascomycota; Eurotiomycetes; Eurotiales; Aspergillaceae
Exons: 3
Coding region: 1-2196 (731 amino acids)
Biological process (GO): negative regulation of transcription by RNA polymerase II; protein phosphorylation
Cellular component (GO): transcription repressor complex; nucleus
Molecular function (GO): protein kinase activity; ATP binding; protein binding
Source: RefSeq, a predicted model, not a curated record